GGCGGGCCGUGCGCGUACCUUCCCGCUUGGCCUUUCACUGAAUGCCUGCUUCUGUGUCGGUCACACGAGUGUAACACAAUGUAGCCGUGUGCAGAUUAUCAGGAGUCCUUCAGGAGUUCUUGGCACGCUGUUUGCUGCUGCUGCAGCUCAGAGGAGGAUGAUUCAUCUUCUCCUCCGGGCUGUGACUUGACUUCGAAGGUUUCGCAACACUGGGUGGCUUUAUAACGACAUCAUUGCCGGCUGUGUGUGUGUGCCUCCCAAAAGCUUUCUUUGCAAACUUGCGAGCGAAAGAGCAGCGAGCGGCAAGGGGGGGGGACAAAUCUUAAAACAGCAGCCCCCCCCUCUUUCCUAGGGAAAAACAAUGGCGCUUUACAUCUGCCAGCUCUUCCUCUUAGCUGCCGAUUUAACGCUGGCGUCCGCGAUCUCCUGCGUCCUUUACACGCUCACCUGCCUGUGUAUUGGGACUGUCGUCAGUUUGUUGAUCCUUCUCUGCUCCUUUGGGGUGGCGAAGAACGUGAGGAAAAUGGUGGGCCGAAUGGGGGGUGCGCUCCUCAGCUUGGCUUGGAGGAGCCCCGUUGGAAAGAUGCUUUUGAGGAAAUCUGAACAUCCAGAGUUUGAGGUGCUGGCAGCGCCUCAUGGCCAGGAGGCAAACUGGGACCCAGUUCCGAAGGAGGAAGGCGCAUCCGCCACUAAACUGCCAGGGACUCGGAAGAAAUCACAGAAGCCUCUGGGGCAGAGUCAGCUUCCUCCGAAAGGAACGCCUGGAGUAAUAAAGAAGCCUUCCAUCUUGACGUGGGAAGAGAAGGAAACAUCAAAAGAAUAUGAAGGCAGUAUACCUCGUAAGCAGAAGAACAGUUUCCUGUCACCUGUUUUUUUGCUUGCUCUCCUCUGGGCUCCUGUGGACCUGGUGUGCCCUUGUCUGAAGAAAACAAGGUAUCGGUUGCUUAGCACCCUACUGAAAUCUCGAGACUAAGAGGCUGAACGUGUGAUUGACUAAUGAUUGUAACCGGUGUGGAUAUCAUGCGGAGGAACUUCUGUCUUCCUUUUCUCCUCACUUACACAGAAGAGACAUUUCAUGGCUUGCUAAGUAUGAAACGGCUGUGGUUCAAAAUAGGUAUUGGCACAACAAAUGUUGGAGAGAGAAAACGUUGGGUCCCUGUUUUGCAGGACUGAAAUUAGAGGUUUAGGCUUUUGACAGAACUUUUACCAGCCUGACGUGGAUGGAAAGAUCAUCCCGACUGCACUGAGAGACUAAAGUGCAAUUUUCACAUCUGCCGGGUGAGAAGCGUUGUCAAAAUGUUACCUACAGGGAUAAGUGAUGUACGGUGACAGGAAGCAAUGAAGGACACCCUGUGGAAAGGCUAUUGGAAAUUAAGCUCUCAGCUCACACAAAGCUUCAGUUGAGCCAAACACCUGCCUUUUUGCUCUCGUGCUAUAAUUCAGAAUUGUCUCCAUGUCUUUUCCUUCUGGCGAUGACUCAAAUCAGUACAGCAGGGCAUCCAUCUCUCUAGCAGGAAAGCCUUCUGGGAGGGCAUGCUUUUCUACCUGUACAGAUGAAAGACCGCUGAGGACAGCCAGGGUGCAAGUGACACUAAUGAUGGCCAACAUUUCUCCCCCCACUUUUUUUUAAACUGGGCAAGGCAUGUGAGAAACACCACAAGAGAUGCUUGUAUUCUGGACAGAGUAUGCUAUAUUCGGGACUUUUUCUUUAAAAGGUGGAGGCCUGGAAAGGCCUAAAACAGGUCAUAAAGGGGCAAAAAUGAUUAUAUUUGGCAACUUGGGUAGACAGGGACUCUGGGGUUCAUAUUUUCAUUCCUCCCUAAAAUUGGGUAGGCUGUUUUUGGAAGGUCUAAGGAUGUGACUCUCUAAGAUCUGGUGCCCUAGACUCUUAGAAGCUGCCCAUAGGGCUUCUAGUUGUACCGAGCAUCACCUCUAGGCCUUGUUUACUCCAUAGGGUCGCUGUGCAAGACAAAAGAAAGGGGGAGGGCAUCUUGAGACAUGAGCUCAGUCACCCCUGAGGAAAGGCAAGAUAAAAUUUAGCAAAGAUAAUAAUAAGAUGUUUGUAUAAUUCGCUGAAUACAUAUGUGCUGAGAAGUCUAACUAAUCACAGUAUCUUAAAACGUGAACAGUGUAAUAAGAAAUGUGCAUCUUAAGUGAUCCAAGUAGGCAAUGGUCAAGCAACAGGUAAGUGAAGUGGAUGCUCUUCCUAGGAAGAGCUGUUUAAAUUAACAGAAGAUUGGUGGGUUGCUGGGAAAAGUGCUUUUUCCUUAAGGGGGUAUGUGGUAUAUUUUCUUUACUUUUUCUUUAAUGGUAUGAAUCCCAUUUGGGGACAGUGCUGGCAAAUAAGUAGUUAAUGUGAAUUGCUUUGAACAUUUUUCAAGACUAUGUAAUUUUGCUAACGUUUUGUUCUUAUUUUAAAAAUGUAUUUAUUGAAAUAAAAGUGCAUUUUAUUUGUUUGCUAUU
Messenger RNA from Pogona vitticeps (central bearded dragon), 2463 nucleotides. The record is from RefSeq and is a predicted model, not a curated record. Lineage: Eukaryota; Metazoa; Chordata; Lepidosauria; Squamata; Agamidae.